ACGUCUGUAGUUUGUGGUUGUGCUUGAAUUCAACUUCAGUCAAUCCAUUGUGCACGGACAAAAUCGCAGUGACGUGACAGAUCACAGCUGUAAGUGCAUGUGCUCUGGGUUUGUUUCAUAAACUUUAUCGAAUUUGUUAGUGAAGUGUUUAGACUUUUUAGUUACUAACUCGGAACAUGUAAAAACUGUAUUCUGUGAUCUCUUCUGUGUUGUGAUAAAUUAGAAACGAAUUUUAUUUAACUAAGUGCAUUUUCUAAGGCCCUUUGGUGAUGAAACAUUGAACUCCUGGAGAUCAGCCAAGAUCGGCAUAUUUUGCGCCAACUAUGCUAAGAUUUUCGCCAAGGUAGUAAUGCGCUAGUCUGUAUAAAAGAGCUAUAGCUCAACAUGACGAACACCAACGGAACUGCGCCAGCUACAAACUCUGCAGCUGAUACCAGCCAUGCAGCCUCAACGUCCAGCUCUUCCGCUCAAGGAGGACACUGCAAAGGGCAUCGUAGGCAGGAGUCUAUGUACACAAUGACUGGUCUCUACUCAGAAACCAUCCCCGAAACAACGGAAAUUGCUGAGACGAAGUGUUCAACGAAUUUCUAUCAUGACACAGUCAUUAAAUGCCACAGUAGAAACCCUUCGGCUAGUUUUGACAGAGAUAAAGCUGCACAUACGGCUACUUAUACUGAAACACCUGUGAUAUUAAAGAAUACAAAAGAAUGCGGCAUUUUCCAAUGCCGGCCUUCGUUUAUACAAAAAUAUGCAGGAAUUAAGUCCUUCGUAUUACUAUUGUCAUUUCUUGUUACCUUACAACAAGCAUUAAGUUCUGGAUACAUAAAUUCUGUGAUAACAACAAUUGAAAAACGGUUUGAGAUUCCAUCGAGUCUAUCCGGCCUGGUGGCAUCAUCGUACGAGAUAGGCAACGUCAUCACUGUUAUAUUUGUAAGUUAUUUAGGUAGCAGAAGGCACAUCCCCGUUUGGAUUGGUGUUGGAGCUGUCAUCAUGGGCAUAGGAUCACUUAUAUUCAUGGUUCCACAUUUUAUCGCUGAAGAAAAUAGCGGCGUAACAAUUGUGAACACGACUGAAGAAAAUAUGUGCAGAACUGUCUCUGUCCAUGAACAAGAUAUGGGAUUGGGAAGGUUGUCGUCAGGGUUGUCUUCUCCCCCUUUAGCACCAAAUAAUCUUCGCGGUGAUAAUUGCAUUCAGGGUACUCCAUCGACUACAGGACCAGUAUUGUUGUUCGUUCUUGCACAAUUAUUAUUAGGUUGUGGCGGAUCUCCUCUUUUUACUCUUGGAACAACAUAUAUAGAUGAUCACGUUAGACCAGAGAGCUCUUCAAUAUAUAUAGGUUGUAUGUAUAGUAUGGCAGCUUUUGGUCCAGUACUUGGAUUUUUACUGGGCGCCUAUUUAUUAUCUUUUCACAUGGAUUCGUUUACUCACAUCAUCUCCAUAGAUCCUGGAGAUAGCAGAUGGGUCGGCAUGUGGUGGGGAGGGUUUUUGUUGUGCGGGUUACUGCUGAUAAUCGUUUCAGUGCCAUUUUUCUCAUUUCCGAAAGUUCUCACCCAUGAAAAGGAGAAAAUUCGACUUAUGGAAAAAGCUGCUGCAGCAGUUGCCUCUUCCGGUACUAGUACUGCUGCGGCUGGUGGUACUAAUAAAAAUGGUAAUGCUGCUACGGUAAACGAUACUGGAUAUGGAAAAGAUGUUAAAGAUAUUCCGAAGUCGAUGUGGCGACUUGCCAGUAACCCAGUUUACAUUGUAACGUGUUUAGGUGCCUGCAUGGAACUUGUCAUAGUAUCUGGAUUCGUUGUUUUUUUACCUAAGUAUUUAGAAACUCAAUUUAGUUUAGGAAAAAGCCAAGCAAGUGUUUUUACCGGAUCUAUUGCAAUUCCUGGUGCUUGCAUAGGAAUAUUUAUGGGCGGAGUAAUCUUAAAGAAGAUGGAACUCCGACCAAAGGGAGCUGUGCAAUUCGUUCUUAUAUCAAAUGCAAUUUGUUUACUGUGUUACGGACUUCUAUUCUUCCUAGGGUGUGAUAAUUUAAAGAUGGCUGGUACAACGAUACCAUACUUCAACAGUACACAACCAUUUCAAGUCAAUUUAACUUCAUCUUGUAAUUUUGGUUGUGAGUGUAGUAUAAACGACGUCGAACCUGUCUGUGGGAAUAACGGAUUGACAUAUUUUAGCCCGUGUCAUGCUGGUUGUACUUCCAUAUUAAGUACAAACUAUACCAAUUGUGCCUGUAUACAUGGAAAUGUGACAAUGAAAGACGGUGUAACUUCGUCCAUUAGCAUCGCUUCCCAGUUAGAAAGCGAAUACGCGGAAGUCACCGUCGUGCCUGUUGCAACUUCAGGUCCAUGUAAUUCUUCUUGUCAUACCAUAUAUCCAUUUUUGAUAUUAUUAUUCUUUAUGACAUUUAUUGUGGCAGUCACGCAGAUGCCUCUACUCAUGAUAGUGUUAAGGUCUGUCAAUGAAGAGGAGCGAUCUUUUGCGCUGGGAAUGCAAUUUGUGAUAUUCAGGUUAUUUGGGUAUAUCCCAGCUCCUAUUUUAUUCGGGAAUUUGAUAGACUCAACUUGUCUGUUAUGGAAAAGCACUUGUGGCGAAAAAGGUGGCCGUUGUUUGUUAUACGAUAUAGAACAAUUUCGAUAUAGAUAUGUAGGAUUAUGCGCUGGUAUUAAGACGUUAGCACUUGGAAUAUUUUUAGUCGAUUGGUGGUUGGUUCGACAUCGCAGGCAGCUAGAUGAGGACAAAGUCAUAACCGCCAAUGAAAUCGUUGGAUCAAUUAUUAGUCUAGAUAAAUUAUUUGAAGAAAGACAUGAAAGCGGGCGGCACACUCGAAACCCUAGUUCCGCCAGCGCCUGUGAAAUCUCAAGGCCUCCUAAGCCUGCCAAUGAAUCUCAGGACGCCGGCAUAAACAAAGAGUCAAGCGACUUACAAACUGAGGAACUACCAGAAGCUGUGAGCAGUUCUGUACCUGAACAAUAUAUUGUAGCCGGAAACGGCAGUUUAAAAAGACGCCACCCGUAGACUUAACCUUUAAUCUCUGCACAACUUAAUAUUUAAUCUUAUAUUAGUUUUUUUACCGUGGUAGCCGUAUAGUAUCUCAGGUUAGUCCUUAAAAUAUGACUGCGCCAAUUACAAUUACUUAUUUUUAUCAUAUGUAGUGUGUUGUUAUUUUCUGGAAUAUUGAACGAAAUAGUAGUACAUCCGUAUGUACUGAAACCUGAAGACCAACAAUUCUUAGAGAAUAACUCACUUAUUUUACUUUCUUAAAAUAUGACUGCGCCAGUUACAAUUACUUAUUUUUAUCGUAUGUAGUGUGUUGUUAUUUUCUGGAAUAUUGAACGAAAUAGUAGUACAUCCGUAUGUACUGAAACCUGAAGACCAACAAUUCUUAGAGAAUAACUCACUUAUUUUGCUUUUUCCAGUCUGGAUCCGACUGCAGUUUUUCUGCCCAGUAUCCGGCUACGUCUACACCCUUCUUUUCAUCAUCAUCAUCAUAAGUGGCUCGACAAUCCGUUGUGGAUCUUGGCCUACUCGCAAAGAAGUAGCCACUCCUGCCGAUUCCUGGCAACUUCCCUCCACCUUCUGAGCCUUAAAAUCUUUAGGUCUUCUUCCACAUCAUCAAUCCAUCUUGUUCGUGUCGUGGUCGUUCUCUACUUGUGCCCUCUGGUUUUGAAAAUGUUAAUCUCUUCGUGUAUUCGUGAUCUGCCAUCCUAGCAAUGUGUCCAGCCCAUCUAAGUAUCUGCACUUGUAACUAAUUUCACAAUAUCUGGAUCGGUGUAUAACUGAUAUGGUUCAAAGUUGUAUCAUCGACGCCAUAGCCCACUUUCAUUUACGGUCCCAAAAAGAUUUUUUCUCUUAAAUAUACCAAGAAGUCUUUCAUCAUUUUGAGAUGAUAAGGUCCACGUUUCAGCCCCAUAUAUCAAAACCUGUCUUAUUAAGGUCUUGUAUAUAUUGAGCUUUACUGCACGUUUUAUAUUUUUAUUGUUUUUAAAUGUUUCUGAAGACCGUGACCAGUUCUGUUUGCUAUUGCUAUGCGUCUUUUUAUUUCGUCGCUUGUCGUGUUUAUUGAGUUUAUUAGCGAUCCAAGAUAUAUGAAUUCUUCGACUUACUCAAUCGUAUGGUUGUUGAUUUGAAUUUUCUGUUGGAUAUUUCGGGAGUUUGUAGACACCAACAUAUAUUUGGUUUUUUCCUCGUUUACAAGUCCUAAUUCACUUGCCGCGUCCGCAAGCCUUGUAAAUCACUGCACCAUGUCUCUCAUACUUCUGUCCACUAUAACUAUAUCGUCAGGGAAUGCGAGAAUUUGCGUCGAUCUAUUAAAAAUAGUUCCAUUCAUUCUAAUAUUUAAUUUUCUGACUGCCUUUUCCAAGGCAAUAUUAAAAUGGAGACACGCCCCACUGUCUGAGACCAUUAUUAAUGUCAAAGAACGUCGAGUUUUCUCUUUGAAUUCUAACGCACGAGCUUAUACAGGGUGUUCAGAAACUCUACCGACAAACGAAGACAGGAGAUUCCUCAUAUAAUUUUAAGACAAUUUAACCAAAUUUACCUAGUCCGACAAUAUUUAUCUUCCAGAGAUAAAUCGAUUCCAUCCAUUGUGAAUUUCUAGUACCAGUCAUAGGCGCCCGUUUUGGGUGGGGCAACGGCUGUUUUAUCGCAUAACUUUUUUGUCUUUAACUUUUAAGCAUUUUUGAUACUGGAUUAUUAAAUUGUGAGGUAUUUUAGUACUAAAAGGUACUCUUGCUUUAAGUCGGUAGGACACACCGUUUUCUAGAAAAAUCGGUUUUAAUUUUUCGUUUCCUGAAUUUGAAGAAAAAUUUAAAAAAAACAGUGUAUUUUACCAACUUAAAACAAGAGUAACUUUUAUUACUAGAAUACCUCGAUAAUUUAAUAAUCUAGUGUCAAAUUUUUUUAAAAAUUAAAGACAAAAAAGUUAUGCGAUAAAAUAACCCUUGACCUACCCAAAACUGAUGCAUAUGACCAGUACUAGAAAUUCGCAAUUAAUGAAAUCGAUUCAUCUCUGGAAUAUAAGUAAACGUACUAGUUUUCGUUUUUCUAAAUGGUUUUUUUUUGAAUUUUUUUUUUUUGGAAAUUCAAUAAACGAAAAAUGUUCGAAUCGAUUUUUCUAGAAAACGGUGUGUUAUACCGACUGAAAGCAAGAGUACCUUUUAGUACUAUCAUACCUCAUAAUUUAAUAAUCCAGUGUCAAAUAUGCUUGAAAGUUAAAGACAUAAAAGUUAUGCGAUAAAAUAUCCGUUGCCCUACCCAAAACGGACGCCUAUGACCGGUACUAGAAAUUCACAAUAAAUGUAAUCGAUUUUUCUUUGGAAGAUAAAUAUGCGUACCAAUUUUCAUUUUUCUAAAUAAAAGCGUUCUGGAGUUAUUUAAGAAAAACUAAUUACAAGACGCCAUCUUCAAAGAGCUCUAGCUCCCUUAGGAAGCAUUUUCGGACUAGAAGAAUUAGGUUAAAAUAUCUUAAAUUUAUCUGAGGAAUCUCUUGUCUUCGUUUGUCGGUAGAGUUUCUGGACACCCUGUAUUUUGCAUUGUUAGUUGGGUCAACUUAACUGACUUAGGAGGGAUUCCAAAGUCAAUCAUUGCAUUAUAUAAUGCAGUUCUUUUAACACAGUCAUAGGCUGCUUUGAAGUCGACGAAGAGAUGAUGUGUCAAUGUUAUAUUCUAGUGACUUUUCUAGCAUAUGUGCUUGAAUUUGAUGAUGUAUAGUUGACUUUCCAGCAGUAAAUCCUCAUUGAUAUUGACCAAAAAUAUCCUUUGUGAAAUUAUCCAAAACCUUUUCAAGUUUUUCAAACAAUACAUUGUCGAAGAUUUUAUAAGCAAAUGCUAACAGGGUAAUGCCUCUGUAUUUCUUACAAUCCAGUUGAUCACCCUUUACACCCUUCUUUUAUCAGCCAUAAAUUAUCAAGGGUGCACUGUGAUGCGCAGUCUGCAUACUCUCAGGUGCUCCACAUUCUGUAUUUCCCCACAUUCACAAAUCGUGUCGUUCUCCUUCUUUAUACUCCAUUUAAUGAAGUUCUGUUUUACAGGGUCACAGUAUAAAGAGGGACAGUAGAACCACUCUCCGAAAAAUUUGAAGUAAAAUCUUUUGCUCCCAGUCGCUUUUGCCCCACUCUCGCAUUGCUAGUCGCAUAGAAACGUACGGAUUUUAACAGGGAAAACCCGCAUCCAUCACUGGUGAAUUACCAAUUGCGUACGCGUACUGCCGGUAUUACUUCUUGAGAUCAAAGUGCCGACAUGGAAGCGGUUUUACUGUCACAGGGUGUUGUAUGCGUAUGCGGUUGACUGUCCGCCACGUUCUCCAAUCUGAGUUCAUUAAAUUAAGUGGUUUUGGGUAUAAGAUGAACAGAUCAGGAGGUCCUACGCUGACGUUGCUCAUAAACCUUUUCCUUGAUUUAAGCCGGCUGGUUCCUGGCGGUUCGUCAAACUCGUAUAAUUGAUGCCUUUCAUGGAAAGUUUGCCAAAACUUCUCCAGAUAUUGCGAGGCGCAUCUACGGUCUUCUGGUGAUUCAAAUCCAGCUGCCCGGUACAGUAGGGAUACAUGGGUAGGUUUCAUAGUUAUUCUACAUAUUUCAUUUAAUGCAGUGGUGGCUUGUUGGGCGUGCCUAGAUCUACCCCAUACGGGACAGGCAUAUUCCCCUGCUGAGAAACUUUAAACGUGUGGGUUUACACCGCAUUUGCUCCCUACAAGUUUCCGGAGAAGGUGGUUUCUUGUAGUAACCUUUUGUCUUGUACUCUGACAGUGGAAUUUAUGUUAGUGACCGCUCUAGUAUCCAAGACUCCAAGAUAUUUGGGUCUGUCAGUAUGUUCCAAGUGCUAUCCCCCCAAGAUACAUUCAGUUUUACAUGCGCCAAAUGGUUGUUGAAAUGGAAUGCAUAUACUUGAGUUUUAGUAGGGUUUAGUUUUAAUGAGUUUUAAGAAAAUCUACGGUUUCGUUUUGAUAUAAAUCUGUCUCCCUCCAUCCCCCGAUAGUACUAUUUCUAGGUCUACCUGUUGUUAAAGAGGCUUUGAGGAAGACAAAUUUACACCAACACGACCGUAGUUUCUCGAUAUUAUAAAUUAAAACUAUUUAUAUCGCAGUAUGGUUAGAACGCCCUCUAACGGGGAAUAAGUGAAAUGAAUUUCGACUCGAUUCAAGUUCUCUGUUUAACCCAGGUAUGACAAUACCAAAAGGCACCGUUAGGAAAAUAUUCCAAUUUACGGUUCAGAGAACCUGUAUGAAACGAGUCUGUGUACUCUAACACAGAGUAUGGCAUUAGUAAAAUAAGAAAAUCUACGAUUUCGUUUUGAUUUUAAAUCAAAACGAAACAAAUCAAACCGUUCAAAUCGUUCAAACGUUCAAAUCAAAACGAAACCGUAGAUUUUCUUAUUUUACUAAUGCCAUACACUGUAUCAUGUUUACUGUAUGCCAUACACAGACUCGUUUUAUACAGGUUCUCUGAACCGUAAAUUGGAAUAUAUUCCUAACAGUGCCUUUUGGUAUUGUCAUACCUGGGUUAAUGAUUUUUGUUUGUAGUAAGUUGACAUUACGUUUAAAGCCUCUUCUAUUGUCGAUUCUAAUUGUGUAAGAGUUCCAAACUUGGAAAAAGUUUACUCGAAUAAUUAUAUUUCGCGCCAUAUUGCACUGCCAUGGCUAAAGAAACAUUCCUAAGUUCAUUCCUCUAUAUACUCCAGGUCUGUUUGUAAAAAAUUGAGCAAAAGAGGAGAAAGUGCACAACCCUGUCGUACUCUCAGCUUUAUCUGCAUAUCACAUGUUAUUUAUUAAAAACAUGUCACAUGUUAUUGAGUUGACUGGUUCAACAUUUUGUCUCGGCAAGUUUUAGUUUUGAGGACUUACCUGUUAAAUAUUCCUUAGUUAAUUUACAUACAUUAGUAUAUUUUAACUUAAUUUUGAAUAAUUUACUUAUAACGAAGUGAUAUUUUAUUUUCUAGGUUAACUAAUUUAAAAAAAUCUACAGAUUUGCUAAAUUUAUUCUUAUAGAUUAGUUGCAUGCAAAAGCAACAUUGCUACUGGAUUUUUAGACUAAAAGGAUCAAAUAAGUCAAUUGAUUAAGCUGCAGGUUUCAAAAAUGCCUUAGUAAAUAUUAUAAAUAAAUGCAUGAUGCAAUAUAAAUUAUAUUUUUUUAAAAUUUCGUUCGCUAUAUACAUAUCAGUCUUGACAAAUACAAAGAAUACCAGCAAGGAACCAAAAUGCUUUAAAAUUAAAUUCUAUCCCUACUGUCAUCCUUUUGGUCUGAAAUAUAUUCCCACUUGAACACCAGCUCUUAGUUAAAUCAAGUAAAAUACUUCGUAGCAACUUUAGCCAAAUUAAAAAUUUUAGGCCCAGAGGAACUAGGCCCUAACCGUAGGAUUUUCAUAUUGAAUUAAAAAUACUCGUUUUAGUGUGAAACUCCUAAUACCUCGUUUUUAAUACUCAUUUUUUUAAUUGCUUCAUCAGGUUUUUAUAAUUUUUUUGUAUACUUAAGUAUAAUUUGACUGGUCUGAAUCAGUUUCUUUCAAUUCUAGACUCUACUGCUAUUCAAAUUUCGAUUGUUGUCUAGAGACAUUGACAAUCAGUUGACAUGACUUACCUAAUAAGUUUUUUGAUUACUAAACUAAGGCAUCUGUGCAUUCUUUUUAUGGCAGUUUAACGAUUGAUGAAAGUUAAUAAAACGAACAAAAAUAUCUUAAUUUCCUUUCUUUUAUUACAUACAUACAUUACAUAUAAAUAUUACAUAUAUAUACAAAUGUAGACACAAAGCAGAAGGAGCUGGUGAAAUUUUAACAGCUUUGUGUGUCUAAAUCAAUCUUUUCCAAUUACUGUUGCUGAAUCACAAAUUAAACCCUUAAUUUGUAAUCUCACAAUAAUCUUAACUUCAUAGUUUCACUGUGUAUAAUUAUUGUAAUAGAUAUCGAUAAUAUAGUUUAAUUAUCAGUUAUUCAACUUCAUGCAGGAUUGAACAAUUGCUAAGUUAUAUUUCAAUAACUUCCUAGUUCACAUUAUAUUUGUGUAAGCAUCAAAGUACAAAGUUUUAGCUACUAUGCAAAAGCCAAUAACCUUUUUGAUCAAUUGUAGUUUAUUUGUGAGCAUUAUAAAUUAGGGGUUUAAUUUGUAAUUUAACACUGGUUUUACAUAUCUUCAAUACAACAGCCAAGAAAUACAAUAUGACAAUAUCAGCAGAAAAAACCAAAUGUAUGACAACAUCUAAAUAUCCACUACGAUGUAAAAUCGAAAUUGAUGGGAAAAUAAUAAAGCAGGAAGCAAGGUUUAGAUAUCUAGGAAUAGAUAUAACCAGUUACGGAGAUGUUAAAGAGGAAGUACGACAACAAAGCUUAAAAGCAAGUAAAGCGGCAGGAUCUCUUAAUGACACAAUCUGGAAGAACAAACACCUAAGACAAGACACAAAAGCAAGAAUCUAUAAAGCAGCAAUUAGACCUAUAUUAACAUACACGGCGGAGACAAGGCCUGACAAAUCUAAAACGAGGAGACUACUAGAAACAACAGAGAUGAAAAUACUCCGACGAAUAUCAAGGAAAAGUGUGUUGGAUAGGGCGAAAACAUAAGAAGAUCAUGCAAUAUAGAAGAAAUAAAUGGAUGGGUGACAAAACGGAAACAGGAGUGGAACGAACACAUUAGUAGAAUGGCAAAGGAUAGAAUAAUACGAAUAGCACGAGAUAAGUCACCAAAUGUACGAAGAAGUAUUGGCAGACCAAGAAAAAGAUGGUGCGAUAACCUAAACAAUUUAGUAGGCUAAUAUUGAAGAAGAAACAAGCUUUAAAGCCUACAUACAAGAAGGAAGAAGAAGAAGAAGAAAUACUGUUCUUAGUUUUUAAACAAACGAUAAAUAUACUUAAAUAUAGACAUAUACAAAAGACUCAUCGCUCAAAAGCAUUUGGAUAGAGCAAUAAUAAAUAAAAUUAAUCGUCCAUAUGCAAUGGUCCCUCCAUUUUUUGUAGCAUUAGGUUUUUCUAUCCUCAUAUUGAGCUUACAUUUGUAACUAGCAAACUUUGACAUACCUACUUAGAUUAAAAGUACAAGAUUUAAUUUUACCUUUUAUGAUCUCUAAUAAAUUUUCUUACUUCUCAAGACAAGAAGUAGCCAGUUAAUGUAGUAUGUCCAAAAAACUUGGCAGUAAAGAGUGAAUGAAUUGGAAGAACGAGAUUCUCAUUACACAAAUACUGAAAGAAAAGUUCCUCACAAUAAUACUUUAUGUCUUAUUAUACGUCUAAUUAAUAGACUGAAAAUCCCUGCAAGAUUUCUUACAGUUAUAUCGCUAAAUAUCAUUAGUAUAAUAAAGAAUGUGUCACACUAUUUGCAUAAUUUAAUAAAUGUAUCAUUUAGACCGGCCACAAAUUGACACGUUGCUUGGUGACGUGACGUAGGGAUACAUGGUGACAAAAAACUGUUUGUGUAUUCUGUCAAUUCAUCUCUUUGAGGGCCAAAUAUCAUUCUGAGAACCUUCCUUGCAAAUACCAGCAGCUUAUUUAUUUCCUGCUGAUGUAGAGUCCACGUUUCACUUCCAGAUGUAACAACUGAGCGAAUAAUUGACAUGACAUGUACAUUGUACAGUCUUAAUAUAGCUUUUCUUUUUAGCAGCUUAGAUCUUAAUAAUGAUGAUAGGGAGUAUAAUGGUCUAUUCCCUGCGGCUAUCCUUGCUGAGACCUCUUUUUUAUGUGGUUGUUAUCUGUGAUUAAUGCUCCUAGAUAUUUAAACUCAUUCAAUACUUCGAAGUUGUGGCCAUUAAGAGUUAUGUUCUGCCUAACUCUUUGUCUUGGAUUUUUGAUUACUAGAGAGCGGAAUAUAUGCAACACAACAUUACCAAAAUAUGCGCAUAUAUAUGCAUUACUUUUACUACAAAUAUGCAGGUAUUUUUUCUAAAUUUGUCUAAAUAUGCAAAUGCAUAUUAAAAAUACUCAAAAAUAAAACAAUAUAUUAAGUCGUAAGAUCUUCAGAAAAGUUGCCUUCAAAAAUACGUACAACUUUCCUCAAACAAUCGAAGCCCUCAUUUUUUUCUAAAACAGUUUUUAAUUUAUUUCUAAUUGUAAUCCCUGUAUUUCCGGGAAUUUUUUGACAAUGAGCAGAAAAAGUGUUAACAAGAUUAACCGAAUCACUUAAUUGUAAAUUCCUUUGUUCUAAUGACUUUAUUAGAUCUGGUAAAAAACUAAAAUUAACUUUUAUGAACAUAAGUUCUUUAGCAAUUUGUACGUUACUUAAAGAACAAAGUACGUUACUUAAGCUGAAGAACAAAAGCGGAAUUGUCUACAAUUUGAUGGAUUUUUGUAUUUUGAUGCUUCUCUCUAUGUCCGUCUUUAUAGAAGUAAAAGCGAAUUUGUCGAAUAAAAACACUCUUUCUAGAAAAAUUUCUUUUGUGGGACAUAAUGCUUUUGUUUGUCAGUUCCUCAUUUAAAAAAUGAAAUGUGAAAAUGAAUGUAACUUACGAUUUUGGAACAGGCCUUGCAAAAUACUUUGUCUCCACUUAGCUUUAACUCGGGAAAACACUUUAUCCAAGCACUUUUUUGAAUGGGAGACAUAUUUAAAUUUAAUAUAUACCAAUCACUUCAAAAACACUAAAUACGAUACAACGUUUACUUUAAACAAAUGUUGGCCGGAAACUGACAAAAUAAUUAUUAGACCCUUAAAAGCAGGUAGGUACCUACGACUUGCUACGCUAAUAAAAUAAUAUUUUUCGGGAACACCCAUAAUUGUUAAAUUCAGGUAGUAAUGGGAAAGUCCAGAUGAGCGAUAGAUAGAUAAAUAACGAGCUCGUUUAUAUCGAAGUUAUAAAAUUCCAACUAAGAGAGGAAAAUUUUAAACUUUUGUAUAAUUUAUUUUUAAAAUAUGCAAAAUAAAUCGUGUUUAGCUUAAAUAUGCAAUGUUGUGUUUGUUGUCUGAAAAUAUGCAAUAUAUGCAUCUAUGUAUAUGCACUUUGCAUAUAUUCCGCUCUCUAUUGAUUACGAACGUGUAGUUUGUCUUUUCUUCAUUUAUUCGAAGGGCCAGACUACAUGUCUUCUUCCUCGAUUUCUGAAAAUAUGAAGGUUUAUUUAGAGAAAAUGCAGGAAGAGAUAAACCAGAUCGCUGAGGAGAUACAGAAAAUUGAAAAGGCGGAACAAAAAUUCGAGAAUUCGUUAAAAUUCGAUAUGGAAAAAGUGGAACAAAAAUUGAAGGAGAUAGGAAAAUGUCAAAAAGGAGGAGACCGUCGUGAAGUAAUUGUAUACAGCUCUAAUGAGAGCAGAAUCCAAUUUGGCGGGGAUAUUAGAAAAUGACAUCCGGUGCCUUUCAUUAAAAUCUUAAAAAUCAAAUUCCAACAUGCAGAUUUUCGAAGCCUGCAAAGAAAUUAUAACAAGCCUAAAACAAGGAGCUGCUUUGUGGUUUGAAAGCAAAGAAAAUGAGGUGACUUCAUGGAGAUAUUUUAAGACAAAAUUUUUUAUAAUGGUGCAGGUAAAACAGGUAAAAAUCAUUGAAGUUGUUAGAAUUAAUAUGCCGUGUACGUAUUACAACCGGACAACUAGAAGUAGAACUUUGAAAAGUUUAUUUGAUCUCGUUAAAAUCUAUGCACUGCCAACCAAACGGUUGCCCCUGCGGGGCCCCCGUUGGGCGGGGGCCCCGGGGCGCUGCCCCGGUUGCCCCAAUGGUAGUUACGGCCCUGAGCGUAUGGAGUAUGGGAAGCAACUGGACGAAACAUACACAAUGCCGAGACUAAUAGCAUUUUAGGAAUGUAGAUGGAGGGUCGGCGCUGAAUCUUUAAAAUUCCAAGAAUCAUAAUAAAAUUAAUUUGGCUUGGGGUACUCCAGUACCCCAGGUAGGGUUUAAAGAUGAAAUAUGAACAAGUGAGGUCUGGCAAGAUUAUUUUGCAUGCAAGUUUACUAGUUACAAAAGUAGAAUAAAAUAAACAUAUUAUGUUAGUGCUCUUUAGUGUAACAUGUAGUGACAUAUUCUUUAUUAUUUGCAAGCCUUAUAGUAUGAAUAUAUUACCAUUAAUCUGAUUUCUUACAUGGAAUGUCAAAUGUUUUGUUUAAACGUAGAUAUGGCAUUUAAAUUAAUAUUUCUUGUUUUAAAAAAAAAUAUUUGUUUCUUGUGUUCUCUUUUUGAUUUGUUUUUAGUAUUUUUGUUGUGAGCAAAAAUAUGAUCUUCACAUUUUGUACGCAUUAUUAAUAAAUUUUCCUGAACUUA
Diabrotica virgifera virgifera (western corn rootworm) is the source of this 13144-nucleotide messenger RNA. Its product is annotated as solute carrier organic anion transporter family member 5A1-like. Gene Ontology annotation, biological process: transmembrane transport; sodium-independent organic anion transport. Bases 385 to 3009 code for a protein of 874 amino acids. The transcript is spliced from 11 exons. Gene Ontology annotation, cellular component: membrane. The record is from RefSeq and is a predicted model, not a curated record. Gene Ontology annotation, molecular function: protein binding. NCBI's taxonomy places the organism in Eukaryota, Metazoa, Arthropoda, Insecta, Coleoptera, Chrysomelidae.